Molecule: messenger RNA, 1629 nt
Organism: Tetrahymena thermophila SB210
Lineage: Eukaryota; Ciliophora; Oligohymenophorea; Hymenostomatida; Tetrahymenidae
Product: leishmanolysin family protein
Exons: 1
Biological process (GO): proteolysis; cell adhesion
Cellular component (GO): membrane; cytoplasm
Molecular function (GO): metalloendopeptidase activity
Source: RefSeq, a predicted model, not a curated record
AUGCAAAAAAUUAGUAAAAAGAGAUUUGCUUCAAUAAUUGCAGUGCUUUGCAUAUUUGCAUUUGCUGUACAAAUAUACAAUAGUAACUCUUAUUUAGAAACAAAUGAGGUUAGCUUAUUCAAGAAAAACACUACUAGAAGUUAAUCAUAUCAAUAUGUUGACAAAGGUGUUCACUAUGAAUGUGGUCAUAGCAAAGUUUUAGAAAAAGAAAAGCAAUUAGAUUAACCUUAGUAAGCUUUUGAUGAGUCUCUUUACGGCACUAAUGAUGUAAGCUAUUUACUCCCUGUUGAAAAAGAGUAUAAAAACAUCAGAAUUAAGGUAGAUUAUUCUAACAUUUCUACUCUUUCCCUUGAGACAAGAUAGUAUAUAGUAAAAAAAGUAUUUCCUGCAGUUGUUAGCUAUAUCUAAGCUGUCAUUAAAGUAUAAAGAUUAACUCAACCUAUAAAAGUAGAUCCUGCUUAUAAAGGCAAAACAUGUGGCUAAGGCAAAAUAAAAAUUCCUGAUGAGCAUUUUGAUGGAGUUUAGGAUACUGAUUUAGUUUUUUAUGUUUCACAUCAUUCCUAAGACACUAACCUUUUAGCCUAUUCUAGCUAUUGUCCUUAAGGACAAAACUAUGGUCUAUCAAGUGGAAGACCAACAGUUGCUUACAUGAGCUAUAACUUAAAGUAGCUUGAGAAAGAUAUAAGCUCUAAUGAUAAAAUGGUUUUAGCUAAAUGGAUUUAUAUGACAACUCAUGAAUUAGUUCACUCUUUAGUAUUCUCACCUAACUAUUAUGAUAAGUAUUUACUAGAAAAGAAUCCAGUCAAAAUAAUUGGAGGAAAACCAUAUGUUGUUGCUCCUUCAGUUAUAAAAGUUGCUAAAGAAUAUUAUGGUUGCCCAACUGUAGAUAAAGUAGCUCUUGAAGAUGCGGGAGGUGCAACUACAUUUGGUUUUCAUUGGGAAAGGAGAUACUUUGGAAAUGAAAUUAUGACAGGUUCUUUCUUAUAUGAUAGCAUUUUGUCUAAAUUCACUGCAGCUAUGUUUAGAGCUUCAGGAUGGUAUGAAGUAGAUGAUUCUUUACUCGCAGAGUUAACAUGGGGAAUAGGAGAGAAAUGCGAAUUUUUAGUUGAUUCUUGCCCUAAAAACACAAAAGAAUUUUGUACUAUGCCUGGAAAAAGGUGUAAUUUCGAUUACAUAGGUUAAGGAGUAUGCUCAGACAGCGACAUUUUAUCAAAUAAAUGUAGUUAUUUCUAACCAUCCAAAACUUAACAUUGUACAUAUCCUGAUGAAGAAAGUAGAAAGAUAUAUGAAGUAUCUGGUGGAACUUGGGGUCCUAAUGCCAGAUGCUUCGACACUGAUAUCGCUGCUUCAAGUAAUGUAUCAUCUGUUUGUUAUGAUGCUUAUUGCGAUUUCAAAACAGAAAUUCCUACAGUCAUUUUUAAAGUUUUUAACAAGGAAUAUGUCUGUGAUAACAAAACAAAAGAAGUAGAGAUUCCAGGUAAAGGAAAAAUAAAAUGCCCAGAUAUUACAAGAUUCUGCACAUCUAUUGCUGCAUGUCCAUUAUCAUGUGCAGGAAAAGGUGUUUGUUAAUAAGGUAAAUGCAAAUGCUUUGAUGGAUUUAAAGGAGACGAUUGCACUUAAUCUGUAUGA